Messenger RNA from Arabidopsis thaliana (thale cress), 1563 nucleotides. RefSeq names its product SNARE-like superfamily protein. The coding region runs from base 923 to 1345 and encodes 140 amino acids. The record is from RefSeq and is marked reviewed. Gene Ontology annotation, cellular component: COPI-coated vesicle membrane; cytoplasm; COPI vesicle coat. NCBI's taxonomy places the organism in Eukaryota, Viridiplantae, Streptophyta, Magnoliopsida, Brassicales, Brassicaceae. The transcript is spliced from 5 exons. Gene Ontology annotation, biological process: retrograde vesicle-mediated transport, Golgi to endoplasmic reticulum.
AACGGCACAAAGUUAGUGUCUGAAAAUAAGAAACGGCAUCAGCCUAUGUUCUUAAACGGCCAUGGUCAAAUGAACCGGAUAUCAAUAAAUUAUAAAAACCGGUCAGAUGAAAUUAAGCAUUCAGAUCCCGAUAAGCAGUGUGACACUGAAACAGCGAAAGGAGCUCUCUCUCACUCCGAGGCGAUUUCUUCUGUCUCGACGAUCUUGCGCUUUUCACAUUUGAAUCCUCCAAUCCAUUACUUCUUCUCCGAUCUUUUAUUCCGGUGAUCCUUUGGAUUAUGAUUAUCGAGAUCCAUUGCUGCCUAUUUGAGUCUUGAAUCAUUUGUUUGCGUUCUCAUCUGUGCUUAGUUAUGUGAUUCUCCGAUAAGAUUUAGUUAUGUGAUUAAUGCAUGUAUGUAUCAAUCCGAAUUUUGGUGAUUCGUUGUCUAUUAUUAAAUACGUCAAUCUCCAUUUGUAAUCCCUGGUUGAAAUAAUAGCUAUCUUGUCAUGGAGAUCAUCAACAUUACAUUUACUACACUACACACAUAAUGUCACAUAUGAUCUUAGUAUAUGUACUCUUUUGUACCAGUGACUAGAACAACUGUGAGUGUGGGUUGAAGUUUUUAAUAUCUUGUUAAAAUCGAAAGUUUUUGACUCAGAUACUACUUGGUUUUGUUUUUGUCACUGUUUCAGGUACAUCUCAAGUCUUACAACAAUGUCUCCUGAUUCUUGUCCUUUGGUAAAGAAGAUUCUUCUUCUAGACUCUGAAGGAAAGCGUGUGGCUGUCAAGUAUUACUCGGAUGACUGGCCAACUAAUGCCGCCAAGUUAAGUUUUGAGAAGUAUGUAUUCUCAAAGACCUCUAAGACCAAUGCUCGUACAGAAGGUAAGACUACAUAACAUUUUUCAUCUACACAAUUUCUAUCAUGUUUCCUGACUUCGUGUAUGCUUAUAUACUUAUCUCUUUCAAAUAGCCAUAUCGAUGUUUUAUGUGCAGCUGAGAUCACACUGUUGGACAGCAAUAUUAUUGUCUAUAAGUUUGCCCAGGACCUUCACUUCUUUGUUACUGGAGGUGAAAAUGAAAACGAGCUCAUCUUAGCUUCUGUUCUUCAAGGCUUUUUUGAUGCUGUUGCACUUCUUCUGAGGAGCAAUGUGGAAAAGAUGGAAGCCCUUGAGAACUUGGAUCUCAUCUUUCUAUGCCUUGAUGAAAUGGUCGAUCAAGGGGUGGUUCUUGAAACGGAUCCAAACGUCAUUGCGGGGAAAGUAGCAAUGCAGAGCACAGAAGCUAGUGGUUCACUCUCUGAACAGACACUAACACAAGCGCUAGCAACAGCUCGGGAGCAUCUGGCAAGAAGUCUGCUUACAUGAGUUCCAUCAUGGCGACACAAUAAUAGAAGCAUGGACUUCAAUUUCUAUGUUGAGCAACUUUUUAUUUUUGAGUCUUUCGGUUUGAAAGUCUCUAAUAAUUGAAUUCUGCAAACAAACUCUUAAAGUUUGGUAGUAAAGGUUUGAUUAUAUAUAUAGCUUUGUGCAAUGCAUGAAUGUUUUUGGAGAGUGGAAUUUUAUUACUCUAAUUGAAGUCUAAA